AUGGUCUUAUCAGAACCCUCAGCGCGAGCGGACCAUGAUCGUGCAGCGUAUACUCUCGACACGUUAAUCACUACGCCACAUUGCCACGAGUUCCUUUGGCAUUCCGAGGUCCGGCACCGGGCGGCCAGUCUUCAGCCGAUUAGGGUGAUAUUUCUUGGCGAUUCAGAAUGUGGAAAGUCGAGAUUGGUCAAUUGGCUCGUGGCUCCAGGAACGGAGAUCCAGCCUCCGCGUCCUCGUGGCUGUAGACCUGCACGUACUGCUGGCAACAGAGUGGCUGUAGAAUCAGACAAAGGUGGUCAAGAUGUAGAUGUCUGCAUGUCGAAAGAAGACGAAUCACGCAAGUCCAGGUUUAGCUACAUUUGCAGACCAGCAAGUCUAGAAUCGGCAUUUGACUUGCAUCAUACCACUUCUCCGAACGGACUGCCUUUUGUGAUGAUAGACACCAGCUCGUUGCCACGAAGCGAGAUGAUCUGGCAGCAUCUUGUAGAGCCGGGCUGUAUAGUCUGUCUGGUCUUCGACCCGGCCUCACUCAUUCUGGACGAAGGGGUCUGGUGCGAAAGCGGUCAACUUGACGGUACAGACCUGUCCGACCUCGAUCCUAUCGCCUCCAGACCGAGCGACCCGGUGAAUGUCAUCGGUGCUGCAGUAGAUCCGCGAAAAGAAGAGACACUGCGUCAGUUCACCGCCGUUCUGGGCGGCUGGCUUAAUCGGCUUGCCCUUUAUGCGCCCGGCGCGGUUGUCCAACUGGUUGGUAUGGCGUUGGAGCGGCCGGAAGAAGAAGCACCAAUCAGCCUGUCCAACCAAACGACUGAACAGAGUGGUUCAAUUAAAACCCUCGAACAUGACGAGUCAAUGUCAGAAACCUUUUCGCGCUCACGACAACGCAGAGAGACGCACAUUUGCCGACUAGUUCGCCACUUUGCGUCGCAGAACGCAUCACACCUCAAUCGACUGCAUGUGUUGCCAGAAGCCAUCUUUCAACCGGACGUCGACAAGAAUGACACACGAGGCCAGCUUGGAAGAGAGUGGGUCAGCAGACUUUGGUACAAUCUGGAGCAAUGCGCCGUCUCUCCGCUCAUGGCCAGUCGGCAGUAUUCAGCUCCUGCCUCGUGGAGUCAAUUCCUGCCACGUCUGUACUCCCGAUUUCCGCACCAAAUGGUUGUCGCCCUGCGACCGGACGUCAACACAACCCGCCAGGACGAGCCCCCCCUUGUCUGGAGCCCCGACAGCCCGAUUGAGCCGGACCAAUUGGUGCCCAGUCUGCAGGACCUCACGGCCGAGGCGAUGGAGGAGAUCGAGGAGCAACAGGCUUGUCUGCGACACUGGCAUCAGGCCGGUCGGAUUGUCUGGCUGGAACGACAUCCUCGCCUCGGUCGAAUUGUCGUGUUGCGACCGCGUCGGUUCGCUCGUCUACUCUCCGGCUUGCUACACGCCGACCUGGUGCUGGGCCGGACUCGAGCCGAGGUAUCACCGAGCCGCGAGCGCCUGUCGAUUGGUGCACCAGACCGAGACACCGUCCAUCUUCGGGCACUGGUCGGUCUGCAGACGGCGGCCGACUGUCUGGCCGGACUCGACGCGUUUCAAGAACACGGCCUCUUGAUGAAGGGUUUCGCCACAUGCCUCGUGCCGCCCACGACGUUCCGCACCGUCGCUUUCGUCGAAGCGGCCACCCAGUCCGCUUCACACUUGACCCCGGCGAAUGGUGUGCCGAGGGCCCGACCAACUGACAGAGACCGACGACCGGCGAUGCACACGACCAGCACCGCCAAGACAACUGCUUCCACAAUGGCAGCAACAAAAAAGCAGACUCUCUUCUGUGUCGACAUGUCGACUCCCAAAGAGCUGUGCGACAAGCACUUGAGUCAGCUGGCCUGGUUCACACAAAGUGCGGUUCGACUUCCCCCCGACAUGCUCGUCCUGCCCUCGUCAGAUUGCCAAAGGCAGCAACAGCGGCCUAUUUUGCUCUUUCCCCCUCCCGUAACCAAGCCACCGUAUCUCGGCCAACAUGUCUCGCGAGUGAACGCCGCAAGGGAUGAAUCGAGCUCGAGAACGGACAGUCACGAGCCCAAAGACAAUCGGCUGACUGGACUUCGACAAACUUGGCUUGAACUGUCCUCCCGACAGUCAGACGCCACAGCUCCUCACACGAUAGUGAAGCUGGCCUGUGCUUUCGCACCGAACGAAUAUCCAUUUGGAUUUUAUGACCGCCUUUUUGUGCUACUCGGAGAAUUGCUGAUCAACCUGGUGGUACGUCCGUGUAAUCGGCGACUAAGUACCAAAAGAUUCACAAAUGGAGACACUGUCCUGAAUGAGAAUGAUGACGUCAUGAGGUAUAGGGUGCUGCGAGAUCAUUGCUUCUCUACACAUCUGGCAGACGUAACCAUCUCGGAGGCUUGCAGCAGUAUCGAAGAAGGCAAUACAGAAUGCCAGACUUUAGCCAACCAGAGCAACGAUGCCAUCGAGAGGCAGUAUCUUAUCAAACUGGAGGCAAGUCUAUAUGAAGAUUCAGAGUUGACGAUGAAAACCGAUCCCGAGCCAGAAGAUGUCAAUCAGUGUGACGUAGUCGAGCUUGGCGAUUGGUUUCAGCGUACAGUCAGUGAGAUGCUAUCCGAGUUGAGAGUUGAAGUUUCUGUACUAUGGAUGAAUAUAGAGCACCAUACCAAUAAAUAA
This is a messenger RNA of Protopolystoma xenopodis, 2670 nucleotides long. NCBI's taxonomy places the organism in Eukaryota, Metazoa, Platyhelminthes, Monogenea, Polystomatidea, Polystomatidae. The record is from the annotation of a GenBank genome assembly.